AUGGAUCACACCAGCAUAUCAAGCGAGCUGCUCGAAGUCUUGAAAGCAUUCAACACUAUUCUGCUUGAUGACAGUCUUUUCCACACCUCCUUAGGCAUCCCAAAAUCCUCCUGGACCGAUGAACUUGGCAGGCUGCGGGUAUGGGCUGCAAACAUUGGCGCUCAUCAAAAGGGCCAUUCGUCCCUGGACUACCGUCUGAGAGAUGCUUCACAUAUCAAGACACAGAUCGUCAACUUGCUGCGCAGUUUCAAGAGGGCACUUCGAGACCUUGAAGAAGUCCUCACGGCAUUAAGCAGAAAAGAGCCACUGGCCGAAGAGGAUGCUAAGGGUAGGGAUGAGAAUAUGGACGAGGAUGAUGCCACAGCCGAGGUUGAAGACAUUUUCCUUCACAUCACUGAAGUAAUCUCAAAUCUCUAUCGAUUGUCUAUGCUUGUCAGGCAGCCGAGUCAGCAGGACCGCCUUCUGAGGUACCGGAAAGAUGAUGCCCUUGGGUAUGAGCCAUUCGACAGACAGCACGUACUGGAGAAACUCCCCAAGGCCGAUUCUUCGGUGAUCGAUAGAUUGGGGACGGCCAUUUCCAACCGACGUCGAGAUCUCAAAGGUCUUGAGAGGCACAGGGCCAAAUUGGCCAAAGGCAUCAGUCAUGCUCACCUGGACCAUCAUGACGGGGUGUCCACCGUUAUGUCUGGGACUUUGGCCACAGAGUACAAGGAGGAAGAUGGAACCGCACGACUAGAGGCUGAGUCUGUGGGCGGAGAAUCUGCAGCCUCAUCUGCUUCGUCUUUCCUGGCAGAUGGCCAGCGCAUCAAAAUCCCUCCGCCGCCUCUAGGCUACGGGAGUGAGCAAUUCUUCGAAUGUCCAUAUUGCUUCCUCAUCACAACCGCGGAUAGCAGACAAUCAUGGGCCCGUCAUGUGUUUCGAGACCUGAGGCCCUAUCUCUGUGUAUUCCCUGAUUGUUCAACCCCAUCCCAGCUGUACGAUCGACGGCGAGACUGGUUCCUGCAUCUGCAGACGAAUCACUUGCGCGCUUCCACCCCAAUUGCAGUCGCCACGUGCCCAUUGUGUGGAGAGAAUGAAUUGCUGCACAAACAAUUGAAACAUCAUCUUGCAAUACAUCUGGAGGAACUUGCACUAUUUGCCUUACCGCGCGACAUACAGGAUGACGAAGAUGAUGAUGAUGCUACAGAGGACGAUCGGGUUCCAGCUUGGAUGUCUGAACCCUUCGGCAUCAUACAUGAAGUUGCAAGAAGACUCGAGGAAGAGCGGCUUUGCCCUGAAGAAAGCUCUCGUAGGGGCAAAGAAAGCCACCACCGCGACCACCAGUAUAUCUCAGACUGA
Messenger RNA from Capronia epimyces CBS 606.96, 1338 nucleotides. RefSeq lists its product as uncharacterized. The coding region runs from base 1 to 1338 and encodes 445 amino acids. The transcript has a single exon. Lineage: Eukaryota; Fungi; Ascomycota; Eurotiomycetes; Chaetothyriales; Herpotrichiellaceae. The record is from RefSeq and is a predicted model, not a curated record.